AUGGGAGAUGGGACUCGGAAAUGGUCAAUGUCAUCAUGUAUUGUCUUGGAGAGAUGGGUUGCCGACUCCCCAUCAUCAUCAUCUUCUUCUUCAAAGCCAGUCACUGAUCAACACACUCUUCUAACCCAAGAUGAGCUCACUGAGAUCAACCUCCUCCUCCCUCGUCUCUGUCUCUCGAACCAACUCAACACUGCGACCCACCUCGCCAUCACCGCCCUCCUUACAAAUCCACCUCUCGAUGCCAUCUCUCUUUCUGCCCUCCUCGACUCCCUUGCCUCCCAAUCGGACAUCGCCAUGCCCAUGUCCCUCCUCACCCGCCUUAGACGCAGCCCAAUGUCCCAACACCAUGUGGCGCCCAUCAACAACACGCUUGUCGCUGCCUACUUCAGAAAGGGCAAGCUCAAAGAGGCCAUCAAGGUUUUUAAUUGGAUGGUGAGGUCGGGUUCCCCAUUCAAGCUUGUGGAAAAGUUUUGUGGGAUUUUGGUUGAUGGGUUUUGCAUGAGUGGGAUGGUUCUUAAGGCUUUGAAGGUCUUGAGAGCCAUGGUGGCUGCUGAUAUUUGUCUGCAUGGCGAGUUGAGGAAGGUUGUCUAUAGAGGUUUGCUGAGGGAAGCGAGGAUUAGGGAAAGAUGGGGUUUGAUGGGGCUGAUUAUGGGGGCUAGCGUUUCAAAGAUGAAGAAGAUGAUGAUGAGGAGUUGGCUGGGGUUAGAGAGAGAAGAAGGAGGCGUGAAGAAAGAAAAGAGAAAGAAAAGAAAAAAAAAAAGAAAAAAAAAUGUGAAAAAAAAAUUUAAUUUUUAAUUUUUUAUUUUUAAAUAAAAAUAUUUUUUUUAUUUUUAUUUUUAAAAUAAUUAAUUUUUAUAUUUUAAUUUUAAAUAUUUAUUACGUGGACUAAUUAAAUUGUGCCACGUGUACAUUGUGUACACGUAGACAUUCCAACAUGUCACUUAACACCCAAAAAUGGACGAAAAGGGCUAACUGCUAACAGAAGCUAGGUUUAGGAGGUUUUACCACCAAAAUUUUAGAAUUGGGAGUUAGUUGCAAAAACCUACCUACUUUAGGAAGUUUUGCCGCAAAUAACCCUAAUUAUUAUGUGUUUAGGAAAAAUUAUUUAACCAAAUGUAAGCAUAAAAUAUCAAAUUUUCCAUUUGUAAUAGUUUUUACUUAUAUACUGUUGCCCCUGAAUUCGUCCAAAAUACGUGGACCAGUCGAAAUGGGACACGUGGAUCAGAUAACUUGUAAAUAUUUGAUAAGUCUUUGUACGCCACAAGGAAGCGCCAUGGGCACAGGUCCCGGAGGAGACACCCGGAAUACAAGGUACUCCCGGAAGCUCGCAUAGCAUGAAGCCUCUCCGGGACGUGUCAGGCCUCUCGUGAGUAAUCAAGUCGCAUUUAAUGCCGCAUGGGAGGAAGCGUGUUGGGACUGUAACACGCAAUAAAGUCUGACGGCACAACCCCCAAACAACAGCGCUACAGUAAUAAUCAUUUAAGUCUAGCGACGGCUACUCUGCGAAGAGUCACGUCAAUCACAAGGCAAAAAGGA
Molecule: messenger RNA, 1536 nt
Organism: Cannabis sativa
Lineage: Eukaryota; Viridiplantae; Streptophyta; Magnoliopsida; Rosales; Cannabaceae
Exons: 2
Coding region: 1-795 (264 amino acids)
Molecular function (GO): protein binding
Source: RefSeq, a predicted model, not a curated record